AUGCCGAGGAGGGAGGUAGCGGGCAGCCCCCUUCGGCCAGGUCUCAGUCUGGCCUUAGCGUUGAGGGUGACCGUCUCGGAAGCCCUCAGACACAACCAGAAGACAAAGCUCUGGCCCUCGGCAUGGGCCAGUGGUUGCCCGCAGUUCCUUCGGAAGCCCCAGACUGCCCUGAGCUGUGGGACCACACCUUGCCGUCCCUCAGGGCCAGCUGGGAGGCAGCGGACUGCUCUGUGGCUGAGGGUUGCCACCCUGGCUGCUGUCCAGCCUCUCGUCCUGACCGACUCCUUCUUGUUCUUGCAGGGCUGCCCAGGACAAGCACCCGGAGCCCCUCCGGGGAGUUACUACCCUGGACCUCCCCACAGCGGAGGGCAGUAUGGCAGCGGGCUACCCCCUGGUGGUGGUUACGGGGGUGCUGCCCCUGGGGGGCCUUACGGACCAGCAGCUGGUGGUGGGCCCUAUGGACACCCCAACGCUGGGGGACUCCCCUCUGGAGCUCCAGGAGGACCCUAUGGCGGUGCAGCCCCAGGGGGCCCCUACGGACAGCCACCUCCCACUGCCUAUGGUGCCCAGCAGCCCGGGCCCUAUGGACAGGGGGGCGGCCCUCCCGGCGUGGACCCCGAGGCCUACUCCUGGUUCCAGUCAGUGGACUGCGAUCACAGCGGCUACAUCUCCAUCAAGGAGCUGAAGCAGGCGCUGGUCAACUCUAACUGGUCCUCGUUCAACGACGAGACGUGCCUCAUGAUGAUAAACAUGUUUGAUAAGACCAGGUCUGGCCGCAUCGACGUCCAUGGCUUCUCAGCCCUGUGGAAGUUCAUCCAGCAGUGGAGGGGCCUCUUCCAGCAGUAUGACCGGGACGGCUCGGGCUCCAUCAGCUCCUCGGAGCUGCAGCAAGCAUGUAGGAUGGAAAAAGCGCUGCACAGGGGCUCAGAAAGAGCCACCUCUGCCAGAAGGCAGUCUCCCCAGCUUUGGGACCCGGAGCAUUCCACCCAGGUCGGAUCCAGCCAGAGACGCAGCCUGGGCUCAGGCCGUCAGUUAGCGGGCCGGCUGCUGAUGGAGUUGGGAGAACCCAGCGGGAACCUCUGCCACCCGUGCCUGGGCCGCAAGUUUCAGAGACUGAGGAGGUCCGUGGGGUGGGGUGCGUGUACCCCACGGACAGAACCGAUCCCUUCUUUUGCCAGCUCUGUCUUGGAUGUUGCUCUGUCUCAGAUGGGCUACAACCUGAGCCCCCAGUUCACCCAGCUCCUGGUCACCCGCUACUGCUCCCGCGCCGCCAGUCCCGCCAUGCAGCUCGACCGCUUCAUCCAGGUGUGCACCCAGCUGCAGGUGCUGACCGAGGCCUUCCGGGAGAAGGACACGGCCCUGCAGGGCAGCAUUCGGCUCAGCUUCGAGGACUUCGUCACCAUGACUGCUUCUCGGAUGCUGUGACCCAGCCCCUCCGUGGGGGCACCCGGGACCUGUGCUGCUCCUUAGCGUAGGAGCGGCAUGUGGGCCUCUGCUCUUGUCCUGCCCCUCCCUUCCUGGUACGGCAGCGUCCCCAAAAGGGCUGGGAGUCUCGUGUCACAGCCGCCAAAUAGUGGGCCAGGCAGAGGCCACAGGCUGGGCCUGGCCUAGGCUGGCUGGAAGGUGGAUGUCCUGUCAGCCCUGCGCUGACCUAGCCUUGCAGCAGGAGCAGGAGCGGCCCUUCACUGCAGUGGGGUGCCUGUCCAGUCACCUGGGCUUCGGCCUCUGCCUUUCCCUCUGCCCUGGUGAGUGGACACUGGCCUCCAGCCCUGACCACCGCAGACCACUUCUGCCAAGUAGACCCUGACCCUUCAUGGGACCAUGAGCCCACGGGCACCACACCCACGCCCGCACCCACAUGCCCUUACUUCAGGCCACCCGGAAGCUUUCUGGGUGUCUUCGGCCAGCUACUGCCCUCCGUAGCGUGGCGUAGCUCGGCCCCUCACUUGCCUGCCACGCUCCGCUUGGUUUCGGUCCCCAGGGACAGUUGUUACCGCCUGCUGCCAAUGUUCUUCUGUUUCAGAUGUUUUGUUUUUUUCAUUUGGGGCCAAAAGUGCAGUGAAAUUGUGAGCUUUAAUAAAAGGACAAGCGUCUGGGGUGGCUCCCCCACCAGAGCGCCCCAGCUCCAGGCUGUA
Molecule: messenger RNA, 2135 nt
Organism: Tupaia belangeri chinensis (Chinese tree shrew)
Lineage: Eukaryota; Metazoa; Chordata; Mammalia; Scandentia; Tupaiidae
Gene: PEF1
Product: penta-EF-hand domain containing 1
Exons: 6
Coding region: 1-1425 (474 amino acids)
Biological process (GO): COPII vesicle coat assembly
Molecular function (GO): calcium ion binding
Source: RefSeq, a predicted model, not a curated record